Humulus lupulus (European hop) is the source of this 1080-nucleotide messenger RNA. RefSeq names its product cyclic nucleotide-gated ion channel 1-like. Bases 1 to 1080 code for a protein of 359 amino acids. The transcript is spliced from 4 exons. The record is from RefSeq and is a predicted model, not a curated record. Lineage: Eukaryota; Viridiplantae; Streptophyta; Magnoliopsida; Rosales; Cannabaceae.
AUGAGCAAAUUCGAACAAAGAAAUAUGAUCAAUCUGAUCACUGAAUACUGUCCAAUAAAUCCGGGGAAUGCAACAAUCUUCGAUUUUGGGAUAUUUCUUGAAGCCCUUGAAUCUGGUGUAGUGCUAGACUCAGUGGAUUUUCCUCAAAAGUUCAUCAAAUGUUUUUGGUGGGGACUACAAAAUCUCAGUUCGCUUGGUCAAAACCUCGAAACAAGUACCUAUAUUUGGGAGAACUGCUUUGCCAUUUCUAUUUCUAUCAUUGGCUUGCUACUCUUUUUGUAUUUAAUUGGAAACUUGCAGACAUAUUUGCAGUUGGCAACUGCAAAAUCAGAAGAGUUAGGAGAGAAGAUGAAAUUGAAAGAACAAGAAAUAGAAUUUUGGAUUGAAAAAAAUGGUCUACCAAAGGAAGAAAAGGCUUCAAUUAUGCAAAAAGUCAAACACAAGUUGGAGGAAAACAGAGAAGUUGAUAUUGAGAAUCUGCUUUCUAUACUUCCUUCCGAAGAUAGAAAGCGUAUAAAGCAUCUUUUGUGCUUCCCUUUGCUACAAAAAGUUCCAAUGCUUGAAAAUAUGGAGAGGGAAAUACUUGACAUAAUUUGCCAGAAUCUUAAGCCAGUAAUCUACCCAGAGAGUAGCUACAUGAUCCGAGAAGGAGACCCACUUGAUCGGAUGAUUUUCAUCACACACGGCACAGCUUGGGCAUACACAAACAAUGCUAGUGGUCAUAAUAGUAGUGAUCAUAGUGCUAAUAAUGAGGCAUUGAAUGUGAGCAGUAGUACAAGAAGUAGCAGUACGAGACGCCUCAAGAAAUGUGAUUUUUUUGGAGAAGAGCUGUUGGGGUGGUCAAGAACUCACUCUCACAUCAUUGAUUUUCCCAUUGCGACCAUCAAUGUCAAGUCCCACACCAAGGUUGAAGCCUUCUCUCUUAUGGCCAACGACUUGUUAAAUAUAGUGAAGAAGAACUAUAGGUUCUUCAGGCGGAAUAUCCCCACCAAUCAACAACGGCAGGAGACCUCGGUGCAGUUGGAUAAUGAUGAUGAUGUGAAGUCACAGAGUUCCAAGUAUCAGCGCUUGCACAAAUAA